AUGGAUGGCACAACAAUCACUCUUUCCCAAUCUGCCAAGGAUCUGGGAGUCACGGUGGACAACGUGCUAAAUGUGAACCAGCAUAUACGCAACGUGUGUCGUAUCGCAGCUUUCGGGAUCCACAAAGCGUUUGGAGCGUGUGUUUACAUUCGCUGGGAGUUAGAGGAUGGCAGCUAUGAUGUUAGGUCUGUGACGGCUAAAUCUAGAGUAGCACCACUAAAGAAGUUGACGCUGCCGAGAUUGGAGCUACAAGCUGCAGUGGUUGCUGUUAGACUCGAUGCAACCAUCAGAGAUGAGACCACAUUAGAGUUAAGAGAGACAGUGUUCAUGACAGAUAGCAUGAUAGUGCUUGCAUGGGUUCGAAGUCAGGCGAUAACUUUUAAGCCCUUUGUGUCAGCUAGAGUAGGAGAAAUCCAAAGCAAGUCGAAUCCCCAACAGUGGAGACAUGUGAGUGGAGCAGAAAACCCAGCUGACGACAUUUCGAGAGGUGUUACAGUAGAGAAGUUAGAGAGGUGUAGAUGUGGUCCUCAAUUUCUAAGAUCGCCUGAGGAGGAGUGGCCACAGAGUGAGACGAAACCUGAGAUUUCGUCAAUGGACAGUGAAAGGCGUAAAGUUCAACAAGUGUCGAAUGUAGUAUUGGCAUCAGACUGCAUCGACUGUGAAAGAAUUUCCAGCUGGAAAAAACUGGUAAGAGUCACUGCAUAUGUGCAGAGAUUUACCCACAACAUGAAGGCGAGGGUAAGAUCAGGAGAUGAGAGAGAGAAAGUGACGGUCGGACCACUUACAGCAGCUGAGCUAGGUGAUGCAGAGAUGUACUGGGUCAGAGAGGCUCAGAAACGGCUACAUGACAGACUGAAGAAGGGGGAGUUCAAGACUCUAACCCCCUACAAAGAGAAUGGAAUCAUCAGAGUUGGAGGUAGAGUUGGAGAAGGAGUGAUUUCGUAUGACAGCAGGCAUCCUGUGUUACUACCUCAUCAUUAUCGCAUCUCUACGCUCAUCACUAAGCAUGUCCAUGAAUUGGGGCAUGAUGGAGUUGCGACAACGGCAGCGAAAGUGAGAAGCAACUACUGGGUGAUUGGCAUACAUAGGCUUGCCAAGACUAUCAAGCACAGGUGCGUGAUGUGUCGUAAGAUGCAGCACAAGGUCGAGUCGCAGUUUAUACCAGAGAUACGUUGA
This is a messenger RNA of Strongylocentrotus purpuratus (purple sea urchin), 1176 nucleotides long. RefSeq lists its product as uncharacterized. Bases 1 to 1176 code for a protein of 391 amino acids. The record is from RefSeq and is a predicted model, not a curated record. Lineage: Eukaryota; Metazoa; Echinodermata; Echinoidea; Camarodonta; Strongylocentrotidae. The transcript is spliced from 3 exons.